GCAGAAGCGAGAGAGAUCCGGAGCAGCCGCAGUCCCACCGACCUCGCCGCCGGUCGCCCUCCAUCUCCUCGCCGCUGCCUCUCGGGUAUCCCCUCCCUAGGGACCGUGAAUGCGUCUGUUGCGGCUGUACGCAUUAGAUUCUUCGGAGUAUGUUGCGGCUUAGAUUCUCCAGAGAAAGAUGAAGAUCUGUUGUGCAUUGCGGUCUUCGGUGGUUGAUCCGUCGAUUUUUUUCGUUUCAUGUUGUGUCUAGGUUAGACCUAAUUGUUUAGGUAACCUCGUAUCACUGGAUGCGCAUCUCCCCAGUGUUAGUCUCAAAGAUACUAACUUACAGAGUGACUUUUCUCUAAAAGUGUGCAUACAAGUUUUGAAUACUUGUAUGAGACAUGUACUUGGAACUUUUAAUUUCAGGAUACAACUUAUAGGAUAAUAUCACAUGAGUGUGAGCAUUACUCAUAGGUGAUAUUUAGGAGCAAGUCAUCUAUAUUUUAAACUUUGACAUGUAUUAAAUUGAAUGAUACCAAUUGAUAAUAUGAAAUACCUCUUGAAUAAUGUUAAUACCAUUUGUUAGAAAACUAGAAGAGCUAUAUGCCAGGCUUCUAGAGAAUUUUAAGAUCAUGUAGGUUUGCUCUGUAUGAGUGAAAACAAGUAAUUCUACAUACGGUAUAUCCAAAGUGUAUGUCUGCGAAAAAUAUAAACUGAUCAUGCUAGAAGCCUAGAACAUAUGGGUAUGCGUGGUUCAAUAUUUUUACCAGCUUUUCUGAGAAUCUGGUUGUGGAAAUAAUCUAAAUAUCGUGGGGAUUACAUGCGGAGGAAGAUAAAGCGGUGCAAAGGGUUCAGGAUCUAGAAACCGACGAGUCUAAGUUUCUUCACUUUCUAAAUCCUAAAUCCUGUGGAUGUUUUCAUCUUCCUCCGCAUAUAAGCCUCAUGAUAUCCAGAUUCUCCGCAUAACCAUAUUCUUCGGGAAUCCAGAUUCUCAGGAAAACUUGUUCGAAAAAAUGAACCAAAUGUGGCCUCUGUCUUAUCCAUAUUCUCGAGGAAUCUAGAUUCUCAAAAAAAAAAAAACUUACAAACAUGCCCUCUGUCUCAUGUUCGCGUCCUAUAAUUGUAAUCGGCGAGGAAAAAUAACACUAGGAUUCAAUGACACAAGGCGACAUGCCUGUUCACCUCGAGGUUCCCAUUACUUUGAGAUGUGUCGGAUUAGACUUUUUAGGCGAUUAGCAAAAAAAUAGCUAAAUUGAUUAAUUUAGUUAUUCUCUAAAUGUUUUUUAAAAAGAGUAGAUUAGUUCAACAUGCUCGAUAAAUUCAGAACUCUGUAUGAAAAGUAAAAGUGUGUUUGGUUGGAUGUAGAUGAGGGAAGGAAGGAGACAACUACAUUUUUAUGAUGUUUGGAUGAGAGUCACACGGAAAUAAGGCGAAAAGCAUACAAUCAUAUGGGUCGAAAGAACUAACUGGGCCGUGUGGUCUGCUGUUAGAUACGAGCAUAGACUACAGGCUCAAAGUUCCAAUUCCAACCCACCCGACGUCCGACGACAGCUGGUCCGGGUCUCCUCCAUUUCCCGGGGACCCGUCCGAUCCGAUCCCAGUCCUCAACGCCAACGGUGGGAGAUCUAGAUCGGAGCUAGCCAGCCAGCCGGCCGACGCUGUCCGCCGGCCGCCCCGGCGAUUCUGACCCGAGAUGGCGGUCGUCCCUGCUGCAGAGACCCUCGACGGGCUCAAGGACAGGUUCGAUCUCGGGGUCUUCGUAGGCGACCUCGCCCUCGAUGAGGAAGUCACCAGUGACGACGAGUCCCUGGAGGGGCUGCAGCAGGAGCUUGACAACUGCAAGAAUGACCAGGAAGUCGCAAACAUUCUAGCCAGUGGCAUCAAACUGCGCGAGUACACAAAAGGCGUCGAGAAUAACAUACGCCAAAUCGAGCUGGAUUCUAUCCAGGAUUACAUUAAGGAAAGUGAAAAUCUAGUUUCUCUGCAUGAUCAAAUUUGUGAUUGUGACAAUAUUUUGUUACAAAUGGAAACAGUUCUGACUGGAUUCCAGACAGAAAUUGGUUCCAUAAGUUCAGAGAUAAAGGUCCUUCAGGAGAAAUCUAUGGACAUGGGAUUAAAGCUGAAAAAUCGUAAGGCUGCAGAAUCUAAAUUGUCAAAAUUUGUCGAGGAUAUAAUAGUACCUCCAAGAAUGAUUGACAUAAUUGUUGAUGGAGAGGUCAAUGAUGAAUACAUGAAAACACUUGAGACUCUAAGCAAAAAAAUCAAAUUCAUCGAUGCUGACCCCAUGGUUAAAUCAUCCAAGGCUCUAAAAGAUGUUCAACCUGAGGUUGAGAGACUACGACAGAAAGCCGUCUCAAAGAUUUUCGAGUUUGUCAUCCAAAAGUUCUAUGCCUUGAGAAAACCAAAGACUAAUAUUCAGAUUCUACAGCAGAGUGUUCUUCUUAAAUACAAGUACACGAUAAAUUUCCUUAAGGAACAUGCUAAGGAGAUAUAUGCAGAAGUUCGUACGGCGUAUAUUGACACCAUGAAUAAGGUGCUAAGUGCACAUUUCCGGGCUUACAUACAAGCAUUGGAGAAACUACAGAUGGACAUAGCAACUUCCACUGAUUUGCUUGGUGUUGAAACCAGAAGCACAGGCUUCAUUUUCUCCAUUGGAAAAGAACCUCUGAAAACCCGUCCUUCAGUGUUUGCUCUGGGUGAACGAAUAAACAUUUUGAAGGAAAUCGACCAGCCAGCAUUGAUACCUCAUAUAGCUGAAGCGAAGUCACAGAAAUACUCGUAUGAAGUUCUUUUCAGAAGCUUGCAGAAACUUCUUAUUGAUACUGCCACUUCAGAAUACCUGUUUACUGAUGAUUUCUUUGGCGAAGAAUCCAUAUUCCAUGAUAUAUUUGCAGGACCGAUUCAAGUUGUUGAUGAACAUUUCAAUACUGUACUCCUGAACUGUUAUGAUGCAAUUGGCAUAAUGCUUAUGAUCAGAAUAAUUCAUCAGCACCAGCUCAUCAUGUUUAAGCGGCGAAUCCCAUGUUUGGACUCUUACCUAGACAAAGUUAAUAUGUCACUCUGGCCUCGCUUCAAGAUGGUGUUCGACUUGCAUUUGAACAGCUUGCGAAAUGCAAAUAUUAAAACACUUUGGGAGGAUGAUGUCCAUCCACACUAUGUUACAAGGAGAUAUGCUGAAUUUACAGCUUCUCUAGUUCAUCUCAAUGUUGAGCAUGGGGACGGUCAGCUUGAUCUAAAUUUGGAGCGAUUGCGGAUGGCCAUUGAGGAUUUGCUUGUUAAGUUGGCCAAGAUGUUUUCCAAACCGAAGCUACAAACUGUCUUUCUGAUAAACAACUAUGAUUUAACAAUUUCCAUUUUGAAGGAAGCUGGAACUGAGGGUGGGAAAGCACAACAACACUUCGAGGAGGUUCUUAAGAGCAACAUCGCAAUAUAUGUGGAAGAGUUGCUCCUGGAGCAGUUCAGUAGUUUGAUCAGAUUCGUCAAAUCUCGUCCAGCGGAUGAGACGGCUGCAAAUUCCGAGAAAGCCAGCAUUGCCGAAGUUGAGCCACUGGUAAAGGAUUUCGCGAGCCGGUAUAAGGCCGCGAUCGAGCUGAUGCACUAUGAUGUGAUCACAUCUUUCAGCAACUUUCUUUGCGGGAUGGAGAUCUUGAGAGCGACGCUCGCACAGCUCCUGCUAUACUACACCAGGCUCUCCGAGUGUGUCAAGAGAAUCAACGGCGGCUCUGCUCUCAACAAGGACCUUGUCUCCAUAUCCUCCAUCCUGUUCGAAAUCAAGAAGUAUUCUAGGACGUUUUAGUUGUUUCACCCCCUUCCAUGUACACUAGGACGGCUAGCUGAGGGGUAGCUGUGUAUCCUUACUUUGUAACUGGUAUGUGCGACUGCAGGGGAAACAAGGGCAUUUUGUCGUGGUUUGUAUCUUCGUCUGUGUUACCCGACUUGACCCCUGCCCCUUUCCAGCACAGAACUAUGAUCUCUAGGCUGUCUCCACAGUUAUCCUAUUCUAUCUUCUGUCCUAUCAUCUAUUUUAAACUUCAUUUUGUAAACAGUAUCGAUUAUAGUGCAAAUCUACAAUUUUAUACGAUCCGCUGUGGAUAACCA
Molecule: messenger RNA, 4080 nt
Organism: Zea mays
Lineage: Eukaryota; Viridiplantae; Streptophyta; Magnoliopsida; Poales; Poaceae
Product: vacuolar protein sorting-associated protein 52 A
Exons: 21
Coding region: 1676-3778 (700 amino acids)
Biological process (GO): Golgi to vacuole transport; retrograde transport, endosome to Golgi; endocytic recycling
Cellular component (GO): GARP complex
Molecular function (GO): syntaxin binding
Source: RefSeq, a predicted model, not a curated record